Molecule: messenger RNA, 477 nt
Organism: Pochonia chlamydosporia 170
Lineage: Eukaryota; Fungi; Ascomycota; Sordariomycetes; Hypocreales; Clavicipitaceae
Product: ubiquitin-protein ligase Sel1/Ubx2
Exons: 3
Coding region: 1-477 (158 amino acids)
Source: RefSeq, a predicted model, not a curated record
AUGGCGCUGGCAGCAAGAGAGAUAAUCUGCGUGGAUGGCGACUGUGGCUAUGUGUCGUGGUGGCAUACCAAGACGGGCUAUAUUGUGCGAUGGGUUAUAUUCCUCGUCAUAUUCGUGCUUAUAUUCGGGUAUCUCAUAGGGGGGUACUACCAUGCUAGGAGGCGGCUGCGAAAGGGCCUCGAACCACUUGCCUAUCAUCGUUGUCUUGUGAGUCGUCGCUCCUACCGACCGACAUAUCAGGAGCAGUGGCCGCAGAACCAGUACUAUGCGCCCCAGCAGAGCGGCUACCAGGGCUACCCGAUGAACGAUAUGCCUCUCCCGGCGUACGAUCCGAACAGGCCGCCGCAGUAUUCUGGUCCGCCCGAGGGAGGUUCCAAGGUCGAUCCGUCGCAGAAUAGGAUGUCUACGCAUCGGGCGCCGGAGAGGAAUCCUGCGCCGGAGUAUGCGCCUCCUGCAGGGCCGCCGCCUGCGAGAUAG